AUGGGCAAAGUGGAUCUGGGAGACCAGGCUAUGGAGCUGAAGUUUGCUGGUAAACAGCUCGAGAACCAGGCCAGGGGACUGGAGAAAGACGUAACCAAGCUGCGAGAUGAGGUUGCGCGACUUAUCAACCAGAACAAUCGCGAACUCGCCAACACAAAGGCAAACCUCCUGGUCGCGAAGCAGAACCAGAUAAACCAGCUUUAUAAGCUCGCCGGUCAGAUGGAGAUCAUGGCCACCCAAAUGGAGAUAGGAGGACUGAUGAUGGAGAACGCGAAGGAAAUCAAAAAGGUGAACAAGAAUGUGCAGAAAGCGCUGGCCACGAUGGACACGAGUGCCCUUGCGAAGAUUAUGCACGACUUCGCAAAGACCGACAAGAACCUCUCCAUGAACACUGCCUUCAUGGGCCAGAUGAUGGGUGAGCAGACGAGCGCCACCAUGGACUCCCAGGUCGCCGCCAAGCUGAUCAGGGAGAUCGCGAUGGAGCAGAGCAUCGCGCUCCCGUCGUCGUUUGCGGACCUGACCGUCCAGCAGGAGGCCGCGGCGGAGCCCGAAAGAGCGGCGGAGAUGGUGUAA
Messenger RNA from Giardia duodenalis, 573 nucleotides. Its product is annotated as Vacuolar protein sorting 46b. Bases 1 to 573 code for a protein of 190 amino acids. The transcript has a single exon. Gene Ontology annotation, biological process: endosome transport via multivesicular body sorting pathway; protein transport; late endosome to vacuole transport. Gene Ontology annotation, cellular component: ESCRT III complex; multivesicular body. Lineage: Eukaryota; Fornicata; Diplomonadida; Hexamitidae. The record is from RefSeq and is a predicted model, not a curated record.